GAGUAGAUAAGGUUUAGGAGGGAAUUUAUUCAUAUAUAGUUUUUUAUACUUUACGGUUUUAAACCAUGUCAAUAUAUUAUCUAUUGUCAAAAAAUUACCUUUUUGAAAGCUAUGGUUGUGGAGACAAGAAAGAAUUAUCUUCUGCUUGAUAUAGUUUCACUUCAUUAUUACUUUUUGAUCCCUUAGGUUUUCUAAAUUAAGACCACAGGAUAUAAAUCUAACACUUAGUAGAAAAAUGCCAACUUUUAUUAAUUCCAAUAUGUUUAUAUGGUUCUGUCUUCCAACUUCGGUGGUGGAAGAAAAUGGUAUUCGCAAAAUUAUCAUUGUGCCUCAGACAUCUGACUAUCACACAACCAUGCCUGCUCCUAUACAACAAGUACCACACUUCAUUACACCAUCCUCUCCUAUAUAUCCACAAGGUGCUCAACUUAUGCAUCCCCCAACUCAAGGGGAAUUUCCACCACCUUACAUCAAAGAGCCUAUGCCACAGCAGCUGCCACCACCACCGCUACCACCACCAGCAACAGUUAUAUACCACGAGCAACAAGAAACUUAUUCCCAUGGAAGAGCAAAUUAUAACCAGUUUGAUGAAAGGGCUGCUAAAAUGGAAGAACAUAUGAAGAAAAAUCUGGGAGAAUGUCAAGGUGGCGUACACAAUAGCUAUAUGGUUAACAACACCUCUUUGCUUGUGAACAAAACCAAUGAUUUCUCCAGUAUUCCUCCUACUCCAAGCACUUACACUGUGGACUAUGCUCCAAGUACCUACACUGUUGACAAUACCUUAAGCACCUACGCUGUGGAAAAUACUACACAAACCUACACUGUUGACAAUACAUCAAGUGCCUACACUGUAGACAACACUUCAAGCACUUUCACUGUGGACAAUAGUCCAAGUAUGUACACUGUAAACAAUGCUCAGAACACCUACACGGCUGACAAUACUCUCAGUGCUUACACUGUUGACAACCCUCCAAGCACUAACAUUGCUGAUAAUACUCCUAGCAAUUCUUCCACUGACCAUGUCCCUAGUACUCCCACUACAGACAGUGCUCUUCCUUCCACAAUUGAUAGUGUUCCAAACCCUUCCAGCACUAAUUAUGUCCCCACGGCUUCCACUUCUGACAGCACUCCCAAACCAUCACCUAUUGACAGCACUCCAAGCCCUUCCAUUUCUGGCCAUGCUUCUAACACUCCCAUCUCUGAAAGUGCUCCCAGCACUCCCAUCUCUAAAAGUGUUCCCAGCACUCCCAACUCUGAAAGUGCUCCCAGCACUUCGGCCAUUGACAGUGAUCUCACUGCUUCCAAUGCUGCCAGCAAUUCCAACACCGUCAGUGCUCAUGUUGAGACUAGCCAUGGAAAGAAAUGGAGUGCUACAAGAAGUAGAGACAUCAAGCAGAAACCAGAUGGAAAACAAAACAAAGCAUCAUCAAAUGCUGCAGAAAAAGAAUGCAUAACAGAACGUGGAAAGUCAUGCUGUUUCAGCAUUGAGAAACCUAUAGUUUCUGAUAUUCAAACAAGAUCUGCUGUUAUUUCAUGGAAACUACAUGGUUCUAAGAAGUGUAAUCACACCAAAUCUCCUGUGACAUUUGAACUGGCAAUAUCUAACAGUGGUAAAAAUGGAAACUAUAAAAAUCUAUAUAUUGGUGAUGGAGUUACAUUUACUCUACUUGAUCUACAACCAUCCAUGGCCUAUUUUGUAAGAAUCACAACCAUAAGAGGCUCAGCACACAGAACUGUGUCUGAACUGGUUAGCUUCACAACUCCAGGUUGUGAACCAGACCCUCCACCUGCACCCAAACUAAUUAACCGAUCCAAGAGCAGCCUGAAUUUACAGUGGAAAGGUUCCAAUGAUAAUGGUUCCAAAAUAAAUGGCUUCCUUUUGGAAUGGGAUGAGGGCAAAGGUGAAGACUUCAAAAGUUGCUAUACGGGUACCAUGAAACAGUACAAAAUCCUUAAACUAAAUGCUUCUACAAAAUAUUCAUUCAGAAUAGCUGCCAAAAAUAACUUUGGCUUGAGUGAUUUCAGUGAAAUAGCAGUUUUCCAUACAUCAGGAACUAUGCCUCCAACACCUUUACCUCCUAAGCUAAAAGAAGCAGGAAUCUGUAAUUUGACACUAGAAUGGUGUGCUCCAACUAACACAAACCCAAAUGACAGUCUUACUUAUGUACUAGAAAUGGAGGAAGAAGGAUCUGGCUUGGGUUUUAAACCUAAAUAUAAUGGAGAAGACCUCUCAUGCACUAUAAGAAAUCUUCAGAGAAGUACUACAUACAAAUUUAGGAUUUUUGCCUACACUUUGGAAGGAAGGAGUAACCCCAGUGGAGAAGUAAAAUACACUACUUGUCCAGAUAAGCCUGGAUCCCCUAAAAAACCAUAUAUAAAGGGAAAGAUCUAUGCACACAGAGUAAAAAUUGGAUGGGAACCACCACAAGAUAAUGGUGGGACAUACAUUUCAAGUUACAGUUUAGAAGUUAGUGAAAAUUCAAAUGUGAAUUCCUGGAAGAUAAUCUACAAUGGAACCACAAAGGAAUUUCUAUAUGAUCACCUGCAACCUGGUACUACAUAUAAACUGAGAGUCUUUUGUACUUCACCUAUAGGUCAAAGCCAGCCUUCAGAUAUAUUGACUAUUCAAACACCUAAUCUUUCUCCUGCAUCUUGCCAUCCUCCACCCUUGAAUGGUGCGGCAAAGACCAGAGAAAACAACAUCAAAUGUGACAAUCCUCCCACUAAUGGAAACUUGGAAGCAUUUGCAAAUGUCAAAAAGGCAGAAGGUAUCCAAGAUGACAAACGAAGGCACCCUGGCUCCAAAGUGAGAUGCACAUCUGGAUUUCAUUCAAUGAAGUGUGAAAGUGCACCAGUCCCAAGCCCUCCUUCUCAAUGUGGUACACCUAUGGUAACCUGCAAGGGUCCAACCUGCAUUGCUGUUAGCUGGGAGAUUCCUGUAUGUAAUGGUGCCGAAAUCACAGAUUACAGACUAGAGUGGGGAAAAGCUGAAGAAUUGAUGCACUUGAUAUAUACUGGCCCUUGUCUGAGCUAUGAAGUUAAAGGUCUCAUUCCUGCAACUACAAAUUCUCUUUUCCUAGCACCUAAAUUACAGCAUGUGAAUAGUAAUACCUGUGAGGUCAAAUGGGAGCCUUUGGAGCCAAUAAAAGGAGAUCCAAUUGUUUACAACCUUCAAAUCAUCACUGAUAAAGGAACUGACCUGAUUUACAAAGGACCAAACACUUCAUUCUCCUUUUCCAAAUUUGUCACAAAUUCACAUUAUCGCUUCAAGGUCUGUGCUGGACGCCAAUACCACACUUCUGAUGGGAUACAAGAGUUCUGGGGACCAUAUAGCCCCAGCACUCUUUUCUCCACACAUAAGCAACAUCCAGGGCCUGGAAAAGGCAGUGAUGGAAAGGGGGGAAACAGCCCUAGUGAAGAGAAAGAAGAAAAGCCCAGAAUGGAGAUGAGUGAUGAUACAUUUAUUCUAAUCCUUGUGAUAGGAUUUGCACUAGUUGCUAUUUUGUGUGCUGUUGUAAUUCAAUAUUUUCUAAUCAACUAAUUUUUAUGCACUUUACCUUUUUAGGAAGUUCUAAAACAAAUUACAUCAAAUAUAGAAAUUUCUAGAUACAUCUCAAUUCUUACUUAAAGUAAAUCUCACUUGGUAGAAAUCCUUGUGAACAUUCACCUAACAGCAAAAGAACUGCUUUAUACUCAAGAAAUUCAUUGUGACAAUAUAAGAGAUUUUAUUAGGAAAUGGGUCUAUUUUAAACUUGAGAAUGUUAGCAAUAAAAACAGUUCCACUAUUAUGUAAAACUAUCUAGAAUUUCUCAUGAAAACCAUUUCCAGCCUUAAUUUUUCUAAUUAAUAUUUCGCAAUUUUUUUUAGAAUUAUGAGAGGAUAACAGCAUUUUGGAAUUUUAUUUAGAAAAAAGUGGGAAAAUCAAUUCUAUAUGUCAACUUACAAUCAUAUGAAAUAAUAAAAACAUAU
Molecule: messenger RNA, 3969 nt
Organism: Panthera uncia (snow leopard)
Lineage: Eukaryota; Metazoa; Chordata; Mammalia; Carnivora; Felidae
Product: fibronectin type III domain containing protein 3C1-like
Exons: 19
Coding region: 236-3541 (1101 amino acids)
Molecular function (GO): protein binding
Source: RefSeq, a predicted model, not a curated record